ACAUGCUUCCUCUUCUUCUAUACUCAAUCUUUAAACAGUUUCUUCAGGCUUUCAGUUUUAAAUCCCCAAUCACUGUCACAAUCUUCUUGUUAUUCUAGACAGAAAAGAAUGUGCCAGAGGAAUGGAGCAGCACUUAAGAGAACGACAUCCAUCUUCUUUUUCCUGUGUGCCAUGGCAUUGGUGCAUGGCUUCAGCUUUGCAUGUGCCUCACGACUGCACCGUCCCUCGGCUUUGGCGGCAGAGAGCGAGCUGAGGACAUACAUUGUCCAUGUGAGGCUGCCGGAGCUCGGAUUCCAGAGCUUGAUGGACAGAGAAAGCUAUUACAGGUCGUUCUUGCCCAACGCCCUCACCGAGAGCUCCUCGGCUGAUGAGAGAAUGAUCUAUGCAUACAGUGAAGUGAUCAAAGGCUUCGCUGCGAAGCUUAGCCCCGAAGAAGUCGAGGCCAUGAAGGCUAAAGACGGGUUUCUCCAUGCUUACCCGGAUGUCCUGUUAUACCCUCAAACCACAUACACGCCUAAGUUCCUCGGGCUAAACCCUAACAGUGGUGUAUGGCCCGAAAGUGGGUUUGGCAAUGGCACCAUCAUAGGUCUUUUAGACAGCGGCAUAUGGCCGGAGCACCCGUCGCUGAAUGCGUCUGGCAUGCCACCCCCACCAAAGAAGUGGAAGGGUACGUGCGUCGAUUAUGGUGAAGACUUCAACGCGUCUCACUGCAGCAACAAGCUUACCUCUACCACCGCAGCCGGCUGGUUUGUGCCCGGAGCUCAGGUGUUGGGCAAUGCUCAGGGCACAGCCACUGGCAUGGCUCCCCAUGCCCACCUAGCUAUUUACAGAGUAUGUUAUCCGACGGGCUGCGCUGGCUCUGACAUAUUGGCGGGGAUCGAUCAGGCAGUUCAGGAUGGUGUUGACGUGAUCUCAGUCUCUCUGGGUGGUUUGCAAUCCGAGCCAUUCAUCAAUGAUCCACUGGCGAUCGGCGCAUUUCAUGCCAUGAGAAAUGGUAUCUUUGUGUCCUGUUCUGCCGGAAACCAAGGGCCGGGUCAUGGCUCGGUAGCGAAUGAGGCACCGUGGUACCUGAGUGUGGGGGCAAGCACAGUGGAUCGAGCCAUCAGGGCAAACACGAAGCUUGGCAACGGCGACACAUUCAUGGGCCAGUCCGGUUACCAGCCCAAGGGCUUUGGGCCAACUCCCCUCCCUCUGGUGUAUCCGGGCGACAUUUGUGCUGAAGGUGCACUAAAUGAAGAUAAAGUCGCCGGCAAGGUGGUACUCUGUGAUGGUGGCAGUAUAAGCAGAGUAAGAAAGGGCAUGGCUGUCUUGAAAGCUGGAGGCGCAGCCAUGAUACUCCUGAACAAUGAAGGAUCCGUCCUUCCUCUAAUUGCCGAGGCACACGUGUUGCCGGCUUCUGAAAUCAGCUUUGAAGAUGGUGAAAAGAUAAAGGCCUACAUAAACUCGACCAAGAAUCCCACAGCUACGAUCCUCUUCAAGGGCACUGUGUUCGGCGACACUGCCGCCCCAGAGGUGGCCGGGUUCUCGUCGAGAGGGCCUAGCAUACAGUCUUUCGGAAUACUGAAGCCUGACAUCAUAGGCCCUGGCGUUGAUAUCCUAGCUGCCUGGCCCUUGAAUGCGAGCAUCUCGGAUAUCCCCGGUGAUACAAGAAGAGUGAAGUUCAACAUGAUCUCGGGUACAUCCAUGUCAGCCCCACACCUUAGCGGCCUGGCCGCGGUGCUCAAGAGUGCGCACCCCAAUUGGUCCCCUGCGGCCAUAAAGUCGGCCAUGAUGACCACGGCUUAUGUGCUUAACACUAAAGGGAAGCCCAUAACCGACCAAACCCAUGGCCCGGCCGACGUCUUCGCCAUUGGUGCCGGCCAUGUCAACAUCACUAGAGCAGCACAUCCCGGCCUGGUUUACGACCUCACCGCUGAUGACUACAUACCUUAUCUGUGUGGUCUAUACACUGAGCAGGAAGUACAAGCCAUUGCUGGGAGCACUGCCCAUUGCUCCAAUGAGACCACCAUCUUAGAGGGAGAAUUGAACUACCCAUCUUUCUCUGUUGUUUUCAAAUCAGAGGGACCUUCUUCUUUCAGCUUUAAAAGGACAGUGACCAAUGUUGGGGAUGCAAACUCUUCAUACCAUGUGGAGGUAGCUCAACCUGAUGGGGUGAACAUAGAGGUUCAACCUAAUAAUCUUCACUUCACUAAGGUGAAUGAGAAGAAAAGCUUUCAAGUUGUUUUCACUCUUAAGAUCUCUGUCCCCUCUGACCUCUCCAUCUCUCAGGGGCACAUAAAGUGGAUUUCAGGGUCUAAAUACCAAGUGAGGAGUCCCAUCUCUUUCCUAAUGCAUCCACCCUCGCAAAGAUAGAGAAAAGAAAAUGUCGUCCAUCACCAAUGUUCAUAUUUAUAGUCUCUCCUCUUCU
Molecule: messenger RNA, 2407 nt
Organism: Amborella trichopoda
Lineage: Eukaryota; Viridiplantae; Streptophyta; Magnoliopsida; Amborellales; Amborellaceae
Source: RefSeq, a predicted model, not a curated record